Messenger RNA from Umbelopsis ramanniana AG, 2650 nucleotides. RefSeq lists its product as uncharacterized. Gene Ontology annotation, molecular function: carbohydrate binding; peptide-N4-(N-acetyl-beta-glucosaminyl)asparagine amidase activity. Gene Ontology annotation, cellular component: nucleus; cytosol. NCBI's taxonomy places the organism in Eukaryota, Fungi, Mucoromycota, Umbelopsidomycetes, Umbelopsidales, Umbelopsidaceae. The record is from RefSeq and is a predicted model, not a curated record. The transcript has 14 exons. Bases 1 to 2316 code for a protein of 771 amino acids. Gene Ontology annotation, biological process: protein deglycosylation; carbohydrate metabolic process; protein quality control for misfolded or incompletely synthesized proteins.
AUGAAAGUAUCAGCGCUCAUAUCUACUGCUAUCCUGCUGUCAGCCAGUCAGGUCAUAGCUGAAGAUGGUAGUGCCAUCGAUUUUACAGCUAUGGUUGAUCCAUUCAUCGGGACUGGAAGUGGCGGGCACGUCUUUCCCGGGGCAACCAUACCUUUUGGCCUUGCAAAACCAGGGCCUGACACAAAUUCUAGUAACAACCAAGCUGGCUAUUACCCCACAGGACACAUUAAAGGAUUCUCCCAGCUGCAUAGUGAUGGUACGGGUGGUGGUUCAAGCUAUGGAAACUUCUUGUUGCAGCCAGUGACAAAUUCGAGCUGGACUUACAAAGAUUAUUAUUCCCCACGAGUUGAAGGGUCAGACACUGCUUCCCCUGGUUACUUUUCCAUCAGACUCGCACGAUAUGAAAAUACCCUAGUAGAAGCUACAGCUACACGUAGAACAUCUCUCUAUAGAAUCACUUAUUCAGAUCAUACGCAGCCGGCUGUUUUAAUGGAUGUGGCGAACGAUCUCUACAACAGCUUUCAAAUGGGACAAGUAGCCGUCAAAGGUUCAAACCGAAUAAUAGGCUCUGGAACGUACAGGGCGAGCUUCGGGCCAGAAGACUCCUACUUUACUGCUUACUUUUGUGCAGAUUUUAAUGCCACUUUCAACAACUUCCAAACAUUCAAUCAAAAUGGUCUGAGCAAUAGUAGCCAUGCUGUAGCUGAAGUUGGUCAGCGCCUUGGUGCAGUGGCUUACUUUAAUAGCGAAGACGUUUCGCCAUUCAAACCUGUGAUGGCACGUAUUGGAAUUUCUUUUAUAUCAGAGGCUCAGGCAUGCCAAAAUGGCGAAAAUGAAAUUCCGGAUUCGAACUUUGAUAUGGUUCGGCAGGCUGCACAGCAACUUUGGAACAAUGCAUUAUCACGCAUCAUAGUCGAUGGCGGUACUACAGACCAACGAAAACUAUUCUAUUCAAGUCUCUAUCGUCAAAUGAUAUCACCUGUCGAUAAGACAGGCGAAAACCCGGACUAUGUUUCCGAUGCUUACUACGAUGACUUUUAUUGCGGCUGGGAUAUCUGGCAUGGGGUAAUUCCAAUGUUGACCUUGCUGCAACCUGAAGCAACCUCCGGAAUGGUACGAACACUGAUCGAUUUAGCUGAAAAUAUUGGCUGGAUGCCUGACUGCCGAAUGAGUGCGCAAGGCUGGACGCAAGGCGGUAGCAAUGCCGAUAACAUACUAGGCGAUUUCUUACUCAAGCUAGGACAAUACUAUGGUGGCGUCGAUUGGGAAAAAGGCUGGCGAGCUUUGAUGAAAGACGUCAAUGACCAACCUCCGAAUGACAAUUGGCGUUGGGAAGGCAGAGGAGAUGUCGAAUUCUAUAAUAAACAUGGAUUCGUGCCUUCACAUCCGUUGACAACUUGGUCCAAACCCAUCGCUUCAAGACGGUCUGCUACACGUACUGUCGAAUAUGCAUUUAACGACUUUGUUAUCGGACUUGUGGCGAGAGAGCUUGGAAAAUCUUCCGAAUACCAAAACUUUACCAGUCGUGCUUCUAACUGGAAGAAUUUAUGGAAUCCAAAGGUGAAGGAUUCCGGGCACUAUGGCUUUAUUCAACCAAAAUACGAGAAUGGCACUUGGAACUAUUAUCCUCCUCAAUUUUGCGGGCCCACAAUGAAUCAUCUCAGCUGUUUCCUCAAUCCCACCGGUGGCGAAUUUUAUGAAGAGUCAUCAUGGGCUUAUAGUUUUUUCAUACCUCAAGAUCAACAAGGUCUGAUUGAUAUGGUUGGCGGUCCUGCAGAAUUCAUUUCUAGACUGGACACGUAUUUUGACAAAGGAUACCACGACAUGGGAGAUGAGCCAGCCUUCAUGACGCCAUUUCAAUAUAUCUUUGCAGGGAGACCGGACAAAGCGGCUGAUCGUGUCCGACGAUUAAUGAACAUCAACUAUAGCACUAACAUCGCCGGUCUACCUGGUAACGAUGAUAGUGGUGCUAUGGGCAGCUUCGUCAAUUGGGCAAUGCUUGGCCUGUAUCCGGUUGCCGGGACUGAUGUCUAUCUGGUGACAACACCUUAUUUUACAUCCUAUACUAUCUCUUUGGUUGCGGUCAACAGUACCUUUACUGUUCAAUGCAGUAACUUCUCGAAAGAAAACAAAUACAUUGCGAGCAUGGAAUUGAACGGACAGCCCAUCAACCGAGCAUAUCUUCGUCAUGCCGAAUUUGCAAUUGCCAAUGUUCCUUCUACGCUAACACUUAUAAUGAGCAAUACUUGGAAUGGAUUUGGAGCGAAUACAUAUCCGCCUAGCAUUACCAAAGGAUUAGGCGUUGCAGUAUGGUGAUAAGAUACAAUCGACAUCACAUACAGAUUCGAACAACAUGUCAUUCACUGUAUAUACACCACCACGAUGAAUAGCUCCGAAAAUAAUAAAUUAAUCAUAAUGCGUUUUUGAAUAAUGAUGAUACAACAAGGUUUAGAGGGUAAAUGAUAUCAAAACAAUCCUGCAGCUUCCCUCAUCUCACGUUCCCAAUCCUCCAUAUCCGCUGGUGCAGACGGGGUAUCUGAUGGACUUGAAGCGGCAUUUUUGCUUUCUUUGGAAACCGAUGAUGGUGAAACAGGCGUUUCGUCUGCAACCUUUAUGAUCAGUCGACGUGGAGAUGAUAGGUUACAGCGAG